AUGUGGUUCGGGCAGCUGAUCAUCGGGCCUCCGGGGUCCGGGAAGUCCACAUACGUGGCAGGGGUGGAACACAUACUGAAGCAGAUAAACAGAAAGCUCAUGAUCAUCAACCUGGAUCCGUUUGUGGAGAAUGACGUAUACAAAGCAGACGUAAACAUUAGUGAGCUUGUAGAUAUAAAAAAAGUUUUCAGUGACCUGGGCUUAGGACCCAAUGGCACUCUAAUAUAUUGCAUGGAAUACCUAUUAAUGAACUUUGACUGGCUUGAAGAAAAAUUAAAUGAACACAAAGAUCAUUACCUACUGAUUGACACCCCAGGGCAAGUGGAACUGUAUACACAUAAUGAUGCCUUGCGAAAUAUUGUUCAUAAAAUGACCAAGAUCAAUUGUAGACUAACUUCUGUGCACAUCGUUGAUAGCACUUUAUGCUCCGACAAUUAUAAAUAUGUUAGUGCACUACUGUUGUCCUUGUGCAGCCAGAUACACUUGGAGUUACCCCAUGUGAAUGUAUUCUCCAAAAUUGACUUGUUAAAAUAUUUUAGGGACGAUUUAAAUUUUCCUCUGAGUUACUACGUCGAAGCGCAAAAUUUGCAGCAGCUAAUGCUAUACGCGCGUUACCAGAAUGAAUCCUCUUCCGACUCGAACUGCGACUCCGACGCGGACGCAGACGCCGAUAUGGGGGACGCACCACGUACACCCCUAAAUAACCCAAGCCACUCCACCCAGAGCGCAAUCAAACAGGUCAUACAAAAUGAAAUAAAUAUUGGUAACAUAAAAAAUGUGAGGAAAAACUUUAGGAGAUUAUCCAACAAAUAUCUGAAGCUAAAUGAAUACAUAUGCGAAACGGUAGAGGAUUAUAACAUGAUCAACUUUGCCCUGUUAGAUAUACAGGACAAAUAUAGUGUGCUUAAGUUGCUAAAAAUUAUUGAUGGAGCUAAUGGGUUUCGUUUUAGCUCCAUUUACUCCGAGUACUCUUUGUUUGACACGUACGCUGAGGCCAUUGAGUAUGACUGUGACGACAUUCAGGAAAGGAUCGUGGACGUGUCGGAUGAUGAAAAAUUCACGUCCCAAUGUGGGCAGCCCCCUCAUGCGUGA
Molecule: messenger RNA, 1092 nt
Organism: Plasmodium fragile
Lineage: Eukaryota; Apicomplexa; Aconoidasida; Haemosporida; Plasmodiidae
Exons: 1
Coding region: 1-1092 (363 amino acids)
Cellular component (GO): cytoplasm
Molecular function (GO): GTPase activity
Source: RefSeq, a predicted model, not a curated record